Molecule: messenger RNA, 1267 nt
Organism: Juglans microcarpa x Juglans regia
Lineage: Eukaryota; Viridiplantae; Streptophyta; Magnoliopsida; Fagales; Juglandaceae
Product: exosome complex component RRP4 homolog
Exons: 8
Coding region: 38-1021 (327 amino acids)
Biological process (GO): nuclear polyadenylation-dependent rRNA catabolic process; CUT catabolic process; exonucleolytic trimming to generate mature 3'-end of 5.8S rRNA from tricistronic rRNA transcript (SSU-rRNA, 5.8S rRNA, LSU-rRNA)
Cellular component (GO): cytoplasmic exosome (RNase complex); nuclear exosome (RNase complex)
Molecular function (GO): RNA binding
Source: RefSeq, a predicted model, not a curated record
GUUUCAAAGAGAUUCUACAAGAGAGAGAGAGAGUGAAAUGAGAGAAAUACAGCUCUCGUUGAACAAAACCCAGAAAAUCAGGCUCCAGAGAGCACUGGAAAAGCUCGAGUCUUUGUCUUCAAAGGUGAACUCCCAUGCCUCUGUCACCAUCGCCGAUUCCAUCCCUGUCAGCUACGAAGAUGGCGUGCUCAAGGGUCAUGGAACCUUGGACUUCAAUGGAGAAUUGGUUUCGACGGUCUGUGGCGUGGUCGAGCGCGUGAACAAGCUCGUCUAUGUCCGCACGUUGCGGGCCAAGUACAAGCCAGAGGUCGGAGAUAUCAUUGUAGGGCGUGUUAGCGAGGUUGCUCAAAAGCGUUGGAGGUUGGACAUAAAUUAUAGCCAGGAUGCAGUUUUGAUGCUUUCUUCAAUGAACUUAGCAGAUGGUAUCCAGAGACGACGAACCGCUUUGGAUGAACUCAACAUGCGCAGUAUUUUUGAAGAGGAUGAUGUUAUUUGUGCUGAAGUCCGCGGUUUCCAACAUGAUGGCUUACACCUCCAAGCAAGAAGUCAGAAGUACGGGAAGCUUCAAAGGGGUCAACUGCUCACAGUUCCCCCUUAUCUAGUGAAGAGACGCAAACAGCAUUUCCACCAUCUAGACCAGUAUGGUGUUGACUUAAUACUUGGCUGUAAUGGAUUCAUAUGGGUCGGUGAGCACGUUGAAGCCAGAGAUGAUAUGGUAGAGGAUCAAGAGAAAAAACCUGAAUUGCAGAAUGCUAAAUCUCAAAAAAAUUCCAUGAGUCUUGAAGAUCAAGAAAGAACUUACACUCCAAUAGAGACAAGGCAGAAUAUAUGUAGGAUUGCAAAUGCUAUCCGUGUGUUGUCUACUUUAGGCUUCAAUAUAACUGCUGAAGUGAUCAUGGAGACAGUUAACUUGAGCAGCUCACUGAAUCUUGAUAUUCAUCAGAUGCUUGGUUCAGAGUUCUGUGUUCUGGUUGCCGAGGGAGAGGCCGAGCGGAGAAGCUUAACUAAAAGGAAGGGGUGAUUCUAGCAUCACAAUUAUGGGCUAAGUUUUUAGAGAAGCUUCGACCCCUCUCGCACUCUGUGGAAGGGACAAGCACGUAAGAAUUGGCAAUACGUGUUAGUUCUGUCCUUCGAUUGGGUGUGUGUUGUGAUUGAUAGGAAAAUCAGGUUGCUGGCACGUUGGAUCCCAUCGAAUUUGUUUGAAGCAUCUCAGAUCAUUAUGCUACUGUUAUUAUGUUAGAAAAAAUAAAAUCGCUUUAGAACCGCA